AUGACUGUCACGCUCGGCUCGACUCUCUCGAAUGUAUUCGACAAGCGUCCGCGCCCGUCCCCUGGCGGGUCAGCCGCAUCAUUACCGCCGGAAAAAUGCGCACGGGCAACCUCCACCCCAGCGCACCGCAUCUCGCUCAGCGACAUGCCCACCCUCGAAGGCUUAGCCGCCCCCUCAAUGCCUCCUUUGCGACCUGCGAUGAGAUCUAUGGAUGGCGCGCGCCCCGGGCGCCUGUCGAUGUCGGUGCGUAUCGAGGAGCGCCCGGUCAGCGUCAUCAUCGUUCCUCCGCGGCCGGACACGCCCCCGGCGCUCCCGACGCGCAUCUUCAAAAAGCUAUCCGGAGGAUUCACGAGACCGCGAGGUGUCCGCGGUCCUCUGGGCUCUAUCCGCCGCUGA
Molecule: messenger RNA, 396 nt
Organism: Peniophora sp. CBMAI 1063
Lineage: Eukaryota; Fungi; Basidiomycota; Agaricomycetes; Russulales; Peniophoraceae
Source: the annotation of a GenBank genome assembly